AUGCUUGCGCGUCCUCCCGACAUUUACGUUUCUGCUACGAACACAACGUUUUGGAUAUUCAUCUUCAACUAUCAUUUACAGCCAAUUGAAGAACUGCCGUCACCGUAGUGUAAAUAUCUAGUAACAGCUAAAAUGGCUUUGAAGAUUCGCGUCCAAUCACCGAAGGUGAAGUACACAGAAGAUUAUAUCGAGGCACAGUACGAGUAUCAAACAACGAACGUUACAGAAGACAACAGUGUAAAUUACACGGUAACACCUGUAACAACAAACCUAUUAAUUAGAACACAACUGAAAGUUCCGAAACUUGGAUUAAUGUUGGUAGGAUGGGGUGGAAAUAAUGGUACCACUAUUACCGCAGCAUUAAUAGCAAACAAACUGAAGUUGACAUGGGAAACAAAGAAUGGCAUUCAGAAAGCAAAUUGGUACGGUUCCUUGAUUCAAGCAUCUACUGUCAGAUUAGGCAGGAGCAAAGGAAACAAAGAAGAUGUGUAUGUUCCCAUGUCUUGGAUGCUCCCAAUAGUAAAUCCAGAUGAUAUUGAAAUUGAUGGCUGGGAUAUUUCAAAUAUGAACUUAGCUGAUGCUAUGCAACGUGCAAAAGUUUUGGACAUUAAUUUACAGAAGCAAUUAAUACCACAUUUGAUGCACAUGAAACCAAGAAAAAGCAUAUAUUAUUCUGAUUUCAUUGCUGCCAAUCAGGAAAAAAGAGCAAAUAAUAUUAUUUCUGGUACAAAGUUUGAACAAUUAAAACAAAUUAGAAAAGAUAUUGCAGAAUUUAAAGCUACAAAGAAUUUGGAUCAAGUAAUUAUAUUAUGGACUGCCAAUACCGAACGAUUUUCAGAGAUAAUUCCGGGUGUAAAUGAUACAGCAGAAAAUUUAUUAAAUGCUAUUAAAGAAAGUCAUUCAGAAAUUAGUCCAAGUACAGUAUUUGCUGUUGCUGCUGCUUUGGAAGGAUGUACAUAUAUAAAUGGAUCUCCUCAAAAUACUUUCGUACCAGGAGCAAUAGAAUUAGCAGAGAAACAUAAAACAUUUAUUGGUGGUGAUGAUUUUAAAUCCGGGCAAACGAAAUUAAAAUCUGUACUUGUGGACUUUCUAGUCUCAGCUGGCAUUAAACCAGUAUCAAUUGUAAGUUACAACCAUCUUGGAAAUAACGACGGAUAUAAUUUGUCUGCCCCACAACAAUUUCGUUCAAAAGAGAUUUCAAAAAGUAAUGUUGUGGAUGAUAUGGUGCAAUCAAAUAAAAUUCUUUACCAACCUGGAGAAAAGCCAGAUCAUUGUGUUGUUAUUAAAUAUGUUCCAUAUGUUGGUGAUAGCAAACGGGCAAUGGAUGAAUACACAUCAGAAAUAUUACUUGGAGGACAUAAUACAAUUGUGAUACAUAAUACAUGUGAAGAUUCUCUAUUGGCUAGCCCAAUUAUUUUGGAUCUGGUUCUCUUGGCAGAGAUUUGUUCACGUAUCACCUUCAAAUUAGCUGAUACCAAAGAUGAGUUCACUGGAUUUCACAGUGUGCUCUCCAUACUUUCAUAUCUUUGCAAAGCACCGUUAGUGCCUCGAGGAACACCGGUUGUGAAUGCAUUAUUCAGACAACGAGCAGCAAUUGAAAAUAUUUUAAGAGCCUGCCUUGCAUUGCCUCCCGAAAAUAAUAUGUUACUUGAGCACAAAGUUGAUUUCAAAAACCAAGUAUGAAUUUAAAAAGAAAGAUAUAUUAUAUGUUCCAAAGUAAGGGUAUUAUUUGCAAAA
Frieseomelitta varia is the source of this 1737-nucleotide messenger RNA. RefSeq names its product inositol-3-phosphate synthase 1-B (gene Inos). Bases 133 to 1683 code for a protein of 516 amino acids. Gene Ontology annotation, cellular component: cytoplasm. The transcript has 8 exons. Gene Ontology annotation, molecular function: inositol-3-phosphate synthase activity. NCBI's taxonomy places the organism in Eukaryota, Metazoa, Arthropoda, Insecta, Hymenoptera, Apidae. The record is from RefSeq and is a predicted model, not a curated record. Gene Ontology annotation, biological process: phospholipid biosynthetic process; inositol biosynthetic process.